GGUUAAUUCUUUACUGAUCAACUGGAAUAAAGGGAAAUAUUGUAACUGAGUAAACUAGCCAAGGAUGAAGAUACUGCCUCAAUGUAAAAACAAUAUGGAGCCCGAAAUUGAGGAAACGAAUAAGGAUAAUAUGAAAAGUUACAAAGAACCAACCAAAAGAUUGGAAAGCGAAUACAAAACAGAGAUCGACCAAAACUUGGUGCAGAUUCCGAUCGUGCAACCGACAUCAGACAACAAAUUCUUUCAAACAAGAAUGCAACCAGUUCGUCAUGAAGUUGAACAAACACCUGGUCGCACGAGGGCGCUAUCCACCCCGGACAUUAUCGUUACUGAAGGAUCAACUUUGUCAAAGUUUGCUCUUAAUUUAAGUUCUAAGUCCUCCACCAACUUAUCCACCCCCCGCAGUAGAAGGAAGAUUCCACCACGGAUCAAGAAAGGGAAACUAAGGUCGAUGAGUUCGCCGGAUCUACAAUCUCAGUAUGAACCAUCUUUAGAUCGCCUCCUCUCCAUGGACGACCCGGUUGAAGGACGAACGCAAACCCCCAACCGGAUCCUACUCCCCAAGAUGGAAGAAAACCCAAACAUUGGUUUAACUUUACAAUCCAUAUCCCGAUCUUCCACCCCUUAUUUUGACAAGGAUCCUUUGCUGGAUGUUGAAACACCAAGAAGAAACCCGACCCCGACAUACCCCAACCGCCACUGCAUGCUCACACCUCGUAAAUCUUUGUCCUCUAUUAAACUUGACCCACUGGGUGAUAAGAAGGACCCACCAUCCUCCCCAUAUAAGAGCCGUACCCGCCAUUAUAACGGCUCCCUCCCCCAAACCCCUAUACCAGGCCUGGGGUCAAGGACACCCUUGGAGCCAGUGAGGGAGGGUACAGAAAGAUCCACAUCAUCCCAGAUCAUCAAAGAUGGGGGAAGUGAUCACCCUUCCUCUCCUCCUCAAGAGCGGAAGCAGCAGUUCUUCUCAUGGGUCUUAUAAGAAGAAGAAAAAAGAUAAAACCUCGCAUCCAGUUGAUGGAGCAGUAGUUGGGAGUGUUCUCACAUCAGGGAUUUCCCCUCCCCUUGUGGAUAAUACUGACCAUGUAGACCCAACAAGGAAAGUGAUCGAUUUUGAAAGUCUUGCAACUAAAGUUUCAGAUGAAGUUGAUGGUAUGUAUCGUUUCAAUGCUGAGCCUAACGUGCCCGAAAAUCGAUUGAAAGUUAAGAACAAAAGCAGGUCGUCGGCGUCUGCUGUUCUUGUUCCCGCACUUAGGGUGGAGAGAUUUCAGCGGAAGAAAUUAUCGCAAAGUGCAACACCCAGAGUUGGAGUGAAUGAUCGGGUUAUGGGGGUUGGGAUGAAACUGGAUGAAAAACCAAAAGAUAUUUAUCCCUUUGUUGGAAAGGAAAGUUUGUUAAAUAAAAUGGAGAGUUUAACACCGGAUAUUGGAAGGAAAGAAAUGGUUUCUGUAGCUCGUAAUAAUGUGGAUUUCUACUUGCCCAAGGAGAAUGAACAAGAAGAAAAUAAAGAUUUAAAACGGAAACAUAAAACAGUUGAAUCUGAAGUGGUUUCUGUUAAUAAACAGAAUAAUAAAGACGGUUUGAAAACAAAGGGGCAAGAAAUAGAUCCACAGAAACCAGAGAUACAAAUAUUGUCCUCAGUGCCGGAGAAAGUUGAUAAACCAUCGUCGAUUAAUUUGUUUGUACCUGAGCAGGAUGACGCGGUAAAAAUAACAGUAACACUGACUGAUGACGUGGAUUCGAAAAGCGAGGCAAAGCUAGUUGGGGUGGGGAGAACCAAAACUAAGGUUUUGUCGGCGAAAGCAGCUGAAGCAACCAACAGGUUGUAUAAAUCUAAUGAUGGAAAAUCAAAGGUGGAUUUGAAGGGAGAGAAAAAGGUAGUGAAGUCAAGUAAAGCAAAGUUGAAACCAGCAGAUAAAAGUAAAGAACGAAAAAGCAGCGCUACGGCAAAAUUUGGUACAAA
Messenger RNA from Ciona intestinalis (vase tunicate), 1963 nucleotides. The record is from RefSeq and is a predicted model, not a curated record. Lineage: Eukaryota; Metazoa; Chordata; Ascidiacea; Phlebobranchia; Cionidae.